Poecilia latipinna (sailfin molly) is the source of this 3091-nucleotide messenger RNA. Its product is annotated as SH3 domain-containing kinase-binding protein 1-like. NCBI's taxonomy places the organism in Eukaryota, Metazoa, Chordata, Actinopteri, Cyprinodontiformes, Poeciliidae. The record is from RefSeq and is a predicted model, not a curated record. The coding region runs from base 1 to 582 and encodes 193 amino acids. The transcript is spliced from 6 exons.
AUGGCUACAUUGACCCUUGACCCCGAAUGUCUGUUUCUGUGUCCAGAUCUCGACCUGGAUGCGGUCGUCUCCUCCACAGAGAAGCUGAGCCACCCGACGGCGUCGCGGCCGAGAGUCACAGACCGCCGGCCUCGUUCCCAGAUCAUCGCACCUUCGUCUCUGUCCAGCACAGAGCUGGAGUCUCCCACGGUGGAGGACAGGAAGGACAGAAGGAAAGACGACCAGGAGUCCGUCCCCAUCAAGAAAGCAGUCCCAGUCAUCCCAGUACAUGACGUUAAAGCCCCGCUACCCAAACCCGCCAUCCUACCCCCGCCUAACUCCUCCCACCGCUCCAUCUCCCCGUCCUCCUCCUCGGGUCUGACCCCGUCCCCGGAGCUCCGGCAGUCGCCGCUCACGCCGACGCCGCCGACGCUGGAGGAACUCAGGAACCAACUGAGAGACUUGAGAGCCUCCAUAGAGCUGCUGAAGCACCAGCACAGGCAGGAGAUGAAGCAGCUAGCCAACGCGCUGGACGAGGAGAAGAAGAUACGUGUUAGUUUACAGGUGGAAGUAGAGCACAUAAAGAAGAGCCUGUCCAAAUGAGGACUGAAGAAUCGAUUUCUCAUCACAUCUGAGGCCACAUUAAAAAACAAAAAAAAAAGGAAAAAGAUUAACUUUCUCACUGUUGGUUUUGACAGUUCCGCCAAAACUAAGUUUGUGCCAAACGAUUGCCACCAUCACCGACGGUUCAGCACCACGGAUUCAGCCACAUUUCCUCCCCUCUAAGCCGCCUUAUCCUGCGUUUACUUCUUUCUUUUUUACCUUCUGUUAAAGAGGCUUCUCUGUUUGGUUUACUGCUAUCUUCGCUGUGCCACUGGUACAAGGACGCCCCUGGAGCCGCGGCUGCCUGGUACUGUUUUAAGUUUCCCAGAGUGAAGGAAACUUCAGCCUCUGUAGCCUGGUCUGACCAAAAGACCUCUGUGCAGUUCUGCGUCCACUUCGCGGCCUUCACCUCCAGUCUGUGUGUGUAUGGGUGUGUCUGUGUGCGUGCGUGUGUGUGCGUUUAUAUGUUUGUUUUCAUGCAAUGUGAGGACCUGAUGUAUUGAGGUUCAAAAUGGGGACAUUUUUAGAAGCUAUAUUUCCAGUUAAUCAAAAAAUAAAAUUCUGAGCACUUAAACUAGUUUAAACCAUAAGAUUCAUUUUUUGUGCCAUGAGUAAGUUUGUUUACUUUUUUAUUGUUUAAAUCUACAUGAACAAGGGACCAAUGAUAGCACAAUGUCCUUUUCUAAGCAUUCAAAAUCUUUUAACAUUAAUAUUUUAGAUAUUUUUUAUGAGCCUAUGAAGUAGGCUGUGAUUUAUAAUGAUUAAAAACUCACAGUAAUUUCCUCUAAAAGUUACUGAGUAAAGAAGACAUCAGUUCGUACAAUACUUUAGUUUACUUUUUGCCUUGCUGUGAUAUUUUGUCAAUUUCUGCUUUAUGUUUAACCGUCCUUUAAGCAUUCUGGUUGAUUGUUAGAACAAAUAUUCAUCCAGGACAUUCAUUAUGCUAAAAGGACAUUUUUCUUCUGCAUCAAGUUAGCGGUCUGAAUGCAACACUGCCUGAAAUUUAGAGGUUAUGAAAAGACAGCAGACCAAGCAGCCAUGUCUUGAAACAUAAAAGCAGGUAUAUGUCGUCUCUUCCUCUAAUCCACACAGGGUCAAAAGUAUUCAAAUAGGUCAAAAUAUAUACAUAGAAUCCUGUUUUUCGUUUUUCUCCUUUUUUGGCAGAAUUAGUAGUUAUUUGAAGUUGUUGAACCAGCAUAGUCCAUAUAUUUUGAAUACAUUUUGUUAGGGUGUGUAUCCAUUCCAGUGUGUUGGUGGUUCUUGACCAGUUGGACCAACCCACUGCAUCCAGGCUUCAGCUAACUAGCUGUAGAUUUUAGGUGAAAUUUAAAGGGGACCUUUUAUGCAAAAUUAACAUUUUGUGCAUCUUUGUUCUUCCAUUUGGGUUUCAAUUGUUUCUAAAAACAGCAGAACCUCUUAAGAAUGCUACCUAUACACUUUUUGGCAACAGGUUAAUGCGUUUAGCUUGUUUGGUCAGCUUCUUUUAUCGCUGUAUGCGCUGUACAAUGGCUGCUGGAAAAGACAUGUUUUUUUGUGUUUUUUUUCACUUACCAUCUAGAAAUGCAGGAAUGGCUUGCUACAUUCUUGCUGUUUGUGCAGAAGGCUCUACUUCUGCUUUUCAAAGAUGUACAGUUAUAUAAUUGCACAUCUGAUUUCAUCCAUUUUUAUGUGAGGUUGGCAGUGUUGGUCAGAUAGUUAAAACUUUGACAGCUUUGGGUGUUAUAAAUACACAUUAAAACUGAUUUCAGAAAUGGUCAAAUAAAGCUGACUUUAAAUUUUUGAAAUCUUAACCUUGUUAAAAUAUAUGUACUGUGCUGGAAGCCAAAUAUUAAAACUGAACUAAGGAUAUUUUUGCAUUUAUCCAGCAUUCAGAGGGGGUCAACUAGUAAGUUACAGUUCAAACAGGAGCAGGUCAAAACAAAAAUCACCAAUAAAAGACCAUGUCGUUUAUCAAUAAUCACAUUAUGUGAAUAUGGGAUAUUUUGGGAUUUUGCUGGCAUUAAAAACAGAUCUUAUUUUUCCUUUACAGAAAUGAGAAAUAUUAAUGAAAACUUUAAGAAGCACAUUUAAGAUAAUAUAAAUAAUUUAUCUGUGUAAACAUGAAAACAUAUAACUGAAAGUGCAUGAACAAACAGAAACCAUUCCUUUUCAGUGAAUAUUAACAGGGUUAAGCGAAUGUAGAAGGUUCCAGGUCCUCAUGGGUAGAUGAAGAUAAAGUGUGUGCUUAUGUGUGGUUUUUGUAUUACAGCAUGUGCAGCUGUUUUUGCCUCCCUUCCUUACGUGUGCACAAAAUCUAUGACAACCCGUCACUGUGGCCUUCCUGUUUCAGAUUAUAAGUCUUUUUAUUUCUUCUCUUUUCUGUCUUUUCAUAUGACAAAGAGAAAACUGCUACAACUGAGGCUACAAGUUGUUUUCUUGACUUGGUCCUUUCUCUCCAAGAUGGUGAUAAAUGAAUAUAUAUAUAUUUACUUUUAUAUUUCAGUGUAAUAAAGAGGCUAUUAUGUACUGU